CACUGUGGCAUAUGUUGUGUUAUUUUAUUGACGCAGGUCAAUUUAAUCGUUUAGGAAAUUGAGGUACAUGACAGUAAAGGGUUGAUGAAGAAAUCUGUUUAUUAUGGGUUCCAAACAUAAGAAGGAAUGAAUUCACGGAAGGAUGACGGACUUUCCCACUGAGGACAGUGAUGUCAACGCUCAGUACUUUCAUUUAAAGGAGAAAGAGGAAAUGAGUAUUGUUCCAUCAGAGAGAGAGAGAGAGAGAGAGAGAGAGAGAGAGAGAGAGAGGAAAAGAGACUGAGAUCCUGAGAAAGUCCAGAUGAACGUGUGAGAGAAUCAACAGCAGCUGUGAUCCUGAGAAAUCCACACGACAGACGGUGUCAAGUGUUAGAGGACAGCAUGGCUCCUCGUCCAUCAUCAGGAGAGUUAUGGGGUCUUCACCUUAUGCCUCCUCGUAUCCUGGUGGACUGCUGUCUACCCAACGGCAUUCUGGUCAGUUUGGAGUGUUUGAGAGAAGCACCGCUGAUCAGCAUCAAACAACAGCUGUUCACCGAAGCCCGCAAAUACCCCCUGUACCACCUGCUGCAGGAAGAGUCGUGCUACAUCUUUGUGGGUGUCACUCAAGAAGCCGAGAGGGAGGAGUUCUACGAUGAAACCAGACGUCUGUGUGACCUACGACUCUUUCACCCCAUCCUGAAGGUCAUUGAGCCGCUGGGAAACCGAGAGGAGAAGAUACUGAACAGAGAGAUUGGCUUCGCUAUAGGAAUGCCCAUCUGUGAGUUCGAGCUGCUGAAGGAUCCAGAGGUCCAGGACUUCCGGCGGAACAUUCUGAGCGUGUGCAGAGAGGCGGUGGAGGAGCGUGAGGGAGGAGGGGCUCACACGCAGGCGCUGUACGUCUACCCCCCAAAUGUGGAGUCAGCGGCUGACCUGCCGCAACACAUCUACAGCAAACUGGACAAAGGCCGUCUGAUGGUCACCAUCUGGGUGAUCGUGUCUCCGUCCAACUCCAAGCAGAAGUACACGCUGAAGAUCACACAUGACUCCCUCCCCGAGCAGCUGAUAGCAGAAGCCAUCCGUAAGAAGACGCGCAGCAUGCAUCUGUCUGCGCAGCAGCUGCGUCUGUGUGUGCAGGAGUAUCAGGGUCAGUACAUACUGAAAGUGUGCGGAUGUGAUGAAUACCUGCUGGAGAAGUAUCCCCUCAGCCAAUACAAGUACAUCAGGAGCUGCAUCACACUGGGCCGUCUCCCUCACCUGAUGUUAGUGAGUAAAGACAGUUUAUACACUCAACUGCCUGCCAGUGGAUUCGUGGCUCCAUCUUACAGCCGCCGCACGCCUCAGCCGAGCCCGUGUCCGGGCGGGGGGGACCCGGGGUCACCGCGCUCUCUCUGGGCCUUUAACACACAUCUGAGAGUCCGACUGCUGUGCGCCACAUACGUCAACGUCAACAUCAGAGACAUAGACAAGAUUUAUGUCAGGACAGGUAUAUAUCACGGAGGAGAGCCGCUGUGUGACAACGUCAACACUCAGAGAGUGCCCUGCUCUAACCCCAGGUGGAAUGAAUGGCUGUCAUAUGACAUUUAUCUGACGGAUAUCCCCCGCUCUGCUCGUCUCUGUCUGUCCAUAUGUUCUGUCAAGGGUCGCAAGGGUGCCAAAGAGGAGCAUUGUCCGCUGGCGUGGGGAAACAUCAACCUCUUCGACUAUAAAGACACUCUAGUCAAUGGGAAAUUGGCUUUGGGUCUGUGGCCAGUCCCUCACGGUCUGGAAGAUCUCCUCAAUCCCAUCGGUGUUUCAGGAUCAAACUCAAAUAAAGAAACACCGUGUGUGGAGCUGGAGUUUCCCUGGUUCAAUCAGACCGUUGUGUUUCCUGAAGAGCAGCAGAUCGAGGAACACGCCAACUGGAUCAUCUCUCGUGAGCUGGGCUACAGCUACUGCCUGGGACUGACCAGUCGUGUGGCGUAUGACAGCAGCAUAUCGCAGUCAGAUGGAGAGCAGCUGCGCACACUGUGCAGUCGAGACCCGCUGUAUGAACUCUCAGAACAAGAGAAAGAUUUCCUCUGGAGACAUCGACAUUACAGUGUAAAUAUCCCAGAAAGUCUUCCCAAACUUCUGCUGUCUGUCAAGUGGAACUCGCGGGAUGAAGUGUCACAGAUCUACUGUCUGCUGAAGGACUGGCCUCUCAUGCAGCCUGAAUCUGCUCUGGAGCUGCUGGACUGUAACUUUCCAGAUCCGAUGGUCCGAGAAUUUGCACUGAGAUGUCUCAUUCAGGGUCUCACAGACGACAAACUCAGUCAGUACCUGCUGCAGCUCGUACAGGUGCUGAAGUAUGAGAUGUAUCUGGAUAAUCCUUUAGCUCGUUUCCUGAUCAAGAAAGCUUUGACCAAUCAGAGGAUCGGACAUUUCUUCUUCUGGCAUCUGAAGUCUGAGAUGCACAAUAAAACUGUGUCGCGGAGGUUCGGGCUCCUGCUGGAGGCGUUCUGUCGGGCGUGUGGCAUGUACCUGAAACAUCUGAACCGACAGGUGGAGGCUAUGGACAAACUGGUGAACCUCACAGACACACUGAAGCAGGAGAAGAAAGACGAGACACAGAAGACACAGAUGAAGUUCUUGGUGGAGCACAUGUCCCGACCAGAUUACAUGGAGGCACUGCAGGGCUUUGUUUCUCCUCUAAACCCUGUACACCAGCUCGGAAGUCUUAGGUUGGAGGAGUGUCGUAUCAUGUCUUCAGCUAAGAGGCCGCUGUGGUUGAACUGGGAGAAUCCAGAUAUCAUGAGUGAGCUGCUCUUCACCAAUAAUGAGAUCAUCUUUAAGAAUGGAGACGAUCUACGGCAGGACAUGCUGACGCUUCAGAUUAUUAAAAUCAUGGAGAAUAUCUGGCAGAAUCAAGGGCUGGACCUGCGAAUGCUGCCGUACGGCUGUCUGUCCAUCGGUGACUGUGUGGGACUCAUUGAGGUGGUGAAGAACUCUCACACCAUCAUGCAGAUUCAGUGUAAAGGUGGACUGAAGGGGGCACUGCAGUUCAACAGCAACACACUGCACCACUGGAUCAAAGAGAAGAACAAGGGAGAAGCUUAUGACAGGGCCAUUGAUUUAUUCACUCGCUCAUGUGCUGGAUACUGUGUGGCAACUUUCAUACUGGGCAUAGGAGACAGACACAACAGCAACAUCAUGGUGAAGGAGAACGGACAGCUCUUCCACAUUGACUUUGGUCAUUUUCUGGAUCAUAAAAAGAAGAAGUUUGGUUAUAAACGUGAGCGAGUUCCUUUCGUCCUCACACAGGACUUCUUGAUCGUCAUCAGUAAAGGUGUGCAGGAGUGCACCAAGACCAAAGAGUUUGAGAGGUUUCAGGAGAUGUGUUACAAAGCCUAUCUGGCCAUCCGUCAGCACGCCAGUCUCUUCAUCAAUCUCUUCUCUCUGCUGUUGGGUUGCGGGAUGCCCGAGCUGCAGAGCUUUGAUGACAUUGCGUAUCUGCGCAAGACGCUGGCGCUGGAGAAGAACCAGCAGGAGGCGCUGGAGUACUUCACCAAACAGAUGAAUGACGCCCAUCACGGAGGAUGGACCACCAAAAUGGACUGGAUCUUUCACACCAUCAGACACAUGCCCAACGAACACUGACACGCCACCACGACAUCCGCUUUACCAGAAAACACUAACCCUUCCUACACAACCACACAGCGAGAGAAACCACUGAGGUGCUUUAAAAAGCAACAGGAAAUUCACUGAACCCUGAAGUUUUUCCGUCUCUCUGAGACCACAAAGACUCCGCUGCCGAGCAGCUAGACAAUAGAGUUUACAUUCCUCCUCAGGGUCUCCGUGAAGGUCAAACUUUGUCAUAUCAACGAUGUUUCCCAGCAUGCACUGCAGACCGGGAGUCUUCCACAGAGUAAAGAGCUUACACACCGCUGGACGUUAGAGAAGAAACUGUGAUGUGAGAGAAGCCGGCCAAUCAACAUCAUCGCUGCGAUCUACAAUCAAUGAUUCUGUGAGAUGACAAUCAGUGAUCAAUGUGUGUGCGUACAGAUUCAGAUGCUCUGCUGAAAUGAACCGUGAGAGCUGACUCAACACACCCACACGUUACACAACACAACAACAACCAUUUCAACAAAGUGCUUCAUGUGAAUGGAGACAUCAUCGGUUGUGUGCAAACGCGUGCGUCCGCUUCCUUCAUGUCACAUUCCUGACAAACGCAAUAACAACAUACACACACACAACAAAUAUCACUGUACUGUAAUUUUGAUAAAACUUGAGAAGUCAGAUUUGUGUUGUUGUGUAGUGACAUUUGCUUUAAUAAACAGUUUUUAAAUUGUA
Molecule: messenger RNA, 4287 nt
Organism: Triplophysa dalaica
Lineage: Eukaryota; Metazoa; Chordata; Actinopteri; Cypriniformes; Nemacheilidae
Exons: 23
Coding region: 382-3594 (1070 amino acids)
Biological process (GO): phosphatidylinositol-3-phosphate biosynthetic process; cell migration; phosphatidylinositol 3-kinase/protein kinase B signal transduction
Cellular component (GO): phosphatidylinositol 3-kinase complex, class IA; phosphatidylinositol 3-kinase complex, class IB; plasma membrane
Molecular function (GO): 1-phosphatidylinositol-4-phosphate 3-kinase activity; 1-phosphatidylinositol-3-kinase activity
Source: RefSeq, a predicted model, not a curated record